UAGAUAUCGAGCGACAAUACUUUUUUAUCUAAGUAAUUUUUUAAUAUUAAAUAAUAUAAAAAAAGAUGUACAUAACAUUUUCAGUAUAAUGUACAACGUGCACUCUUUUGAAGAGCGUGCGUUAUUUUUUUAUCUCAUUCAUCGUAGGAAAUGCUGUGUGUACAAACAUAAUAGUGAAUUUCACGCCCAUAUAUAAUUUAAAGUGGACAAAAACGUUCCGGAUAUUUUCUAAAGGUUCACAAUACAAUGGCUCGUGAUUGCAUCCCGUGGUUGAACGGCGGGUGAAACGUGAAAGAGCAAAAAGCAUUUAGUGUAAAACGAGACGUUGUUGGAACUCGUUAAUAAGUUAAUGUAAUUACGACGAACGCGCGUACUUUUGCUAAUUAACGUAAUAAGUGUAAAUAUGGAUCUGCGUAGCAUUGGUGCUCUCGUCUUUAUCUGGUUGUGUCUCGUUCGCGAAAUUAUCCUUGCUAAUAAAAGUACAAACAUAGCAAGAGGAUUUCUUAUGCAUAACACGAUUUUGACUACUCGGCAACCAUGCAACUGCUCGAUGUCUUUUUCCUGCUCUUGUUGCCAAAGCGUGAUGAUUUUAUAUACUAGACAGGAGAAAAAUCUGUGUGUCAAUUUCACGUAUCAGAGGAACGGAUUAAAUGUGGAUGUCGCUUUGAGUUCGGAUACAGUCAGUACCAAAACAGUUACGAAUUUCAGGCCGAUCCAGUUUUGCGUGUACGUUCCUGGUUGCCGUUUUUCAACUGCAUGUGUCAAUAUUUUGAAGCUCCAUCAAUUUCCUAGCUCGAUUACAGCUUGCCUUCGCCUCGAUAUUUACGCCAAGAAACAACUUUGGCAGAUCAAUUACGAUUGUAUAAGCAUAUCAAUGGAAUUGCCGAUGAUGUCGACUGACGUCGAUUUAAGAACAGCGAUCGAAGUAACGUCCGCCGCAGGAAGCGAACCAUCACCGAUGACAGAAGUGGCGACAGAAAUGCCAGUGACAGAAGCAUCAAUGACAGAAAUGCCAAUGACAGAAGCGUCAGUGACAGAAAUGCCAAUGACAGAAGCGUCAGUGACAGAAGCGUCAGUGACAGAAAUGCCAGUGACAGAAGCAUCAGUGACAGAAGCGUCAGUAACAGAAAUGGCAAUGACUGAAGCGUCAGUGACUGAAAUGCCAGUAACAGAAGCGUCAGUGACAGAAAUGCCAGUGACAGAAGCAUCAGCAACAGAAGCGGCAUCAAGCGAAAUGACGAUUAUGCAAAAUCGGAAAUGAAUGUUACGGAAACAAGCGGAAGACUAGAAGAAAUUGAGGAGACCUAAAUAUUCGAAAUCGAUUUUUCCGAAGAAAUAACGCCAAUUAAAUGACGAUCAUAAUUGUGAUUAUUGUGAACAGAAAGAUAACAAGUAACGGCGGAAUACUGAAAAAAAUAAUUAGCAAAAUAAUAUUGAAGAAAAUAAUUAGUAAGCGGAAUUAAAAAUAUUAA
Molecule: messenger RNA, 1472 nt
Organism: Solenopsis invicta (red fire ant)
Lineage: Eukaryota; Metazoa; Arthropoda; Insecta; Hymenoptera; Formicidae
Exons: 5
Coding region: 404-1261 (285 amino acids)
Source: RefSeq, a predicted model, not a curated record